CUGCCUAAUGGACUCACCCUGGAAGUCCCCAUUACGAUUGACUCAGGGAGCAACGCAGACUUCGUGGGGAUGCAGUUCAUCAAGCAGCAUCGCAUAGCGCUACUACCAGCCACGCUGCCUCUGAAUGUGGUCACCGUAGAUGGCAGGAAGUUGCUGGGUGGGCAAGUGGUACAACAGACGCCACCCAUGCUGCUGAAAAUUGGGAAUCAUCGCGAGGUCAUCAGUUUCAAUGUCACCCAACUGUCAGACACGCCCAUAGUGUUAGGCAUGAGUUGGCUGGACAGACACAGCCCAUCAUUGGCGUGGUACCAGCGGCAGCUCACCUUUGGCCUCGUCCUACUGCGCACAACAUUGCAUCCAGAUCGGCCAGGAGGAGGAGGGCCAGGAGGAAGGGCAACAGUUGCAUCUAGGCAUGGUGCAG
Molecule: messenger RNA, 421 nt
Organism: Podarcis lilfordi (Lilford's wall lizard)
Lineage: Eukaryota; Metazoa; Chordata; Lepidosauria; Squamata; Lacertidae
Source: the annotation of a GenBank genome assembly